Messenger RNA from Lycium barbarum (goji berry), 1103 nucleotides. RefSeq names its product L-ascorbate peroxidase 3-like. Gene Ontology annotation, biological process: response to reactive oxygen species; cellular response to oxidative stress; hydrogen peroxide catabolic process. The transcript has 5 exons. Gene Ontology annotation, molecular function: heme binding; peroxidase activity. The record is from RefSeq and is a predicted model, not a curated record. Bases 379 to 651 code for a protein of 90 amino acids. Lineage: Eukaryota; Viridiplantae; Streptophyta; Magnoliopsida; Solanales; Solanaceae.
UGAAACAAAAAGGAUAUAUGUAUUUGUUUGUCUUAAUUACAAAAAUAUUUAACGUUAAUCUAUUAUACAAAAGAUUUGAUACUCUCCUUAUCAAGAAAAUAAUCUAUUAUACAAAAGAGACAUAGAACAUAGUCCAUUAGUACUUGCAAUAUCACAAGCCACAAUUCAGAUAAUUCAACAUCAAAGUAAAGAUUUAGAAAGCAUCUAAAAAGUACCACCAACAGGUUCUCUUGUUUGCAAAAUUUUCUGGGCACGUUUGACUUCCAAAGGUCAAACUGUCAAACGUCCCCUUGGUCAACCAUCUUCGUGAGUUAAAUGCAAUUUGCGCAAUAGAGGCAAUUACUAACAGUGUAUAAGAAGUAAUAUCUUUUUGGAGUUAUGACAAUGAUGGUAGGUGUACCACAUGAAGUAUUCUAUCGGAUGGGUUUGUCUGACAAAGAUAUAGUGGCAGUAUCGGGGGGUCAUAAUCUGGAAAGGGCACAUCCAGAGAGAUCAGGCUUUGAUGGUCCAUGGACAAAGGAGCCUCUGAAAUUUGAGGAGCUACUAAACAGGGAAAAUGAGGGCCUGCUGAAACUUCCCACUGACACAGCUUUACUGGAAGAUCCUGUGUUCAGACAUUAUGUUGAGCUGUAUGCUAAGGGGAUAGGAUGAAGGAGACGACCUCUUCAGUGGAGAUCUGAUGGUACAAGGGAGAGGAUGAAGGAGACGACCUCGCUGGUGGAGAUUCGGUGGCACAGCGGAGAGGAUGAAGGAGACGAGUUCUCCGCGACCUCUCCACCGGCUACAGUGGGUAAAAAAAAAAUAGUGGCUAAACCGGGUAAUUAUUUUACCCUAAUUGGUAUAGAGUGUAAAAAUCCCAAAAAUUAAUUUACGUAUCACUUGAUGUUUGGUAAAAUGAAAGAUCACAGAUUUUUAUGUCUUAGCAUCUACUUGCGAUUUGUAUAAGUGUAGAGAAAGCACCUUUGGCAUAGAUCAGACAACAUUGAAAAUUGGCAGAGAUUGGGGAGUUUAUUCGAGUUUUAAGGGUCAAUAGCACCCUGUAGUAAAUUUUAAUUUUGGUUCUUGUGAUAUCUGACUGAGAAUAAAACCUUCAAUUAUUUGAG